Messenger RNA from Notothenia coriiceps (black rockcod), 1090 nucleotides. RefSeq names its product homeobox protein OTX-like. The record is from RefSeq and is a predicted model, not a curated record. The transcript has 2 exons. Lineage: Eukaryota; Metazoa; Chordata; Actinopteri; Perciformes; Nototheniidae. Gene Ontology annotation, biological process: regulation of transcription by RNA polymerase II. The annotation marks the transcript as partial. Gene Ontology annotation, molecular function: RNA polymerase II transcription regulatory region sequence-specific DNA binding; DNA-binding transcription factor activity, RNA polymerase II-specific.
UUCUCUCUGUCCCGCCCAGAGCUUAUUCUUGAGGCUCGGUAUGGAAACCAGCAGAAGCAGCGCCGCAGCCGCACGGCCUUCACAGUGUCGCAGCUGCAGGCUCUGGAGAAAGCCUUCCAGCAGACACAGUACCCCGACGUGAGCAUGAGGGAGAGACUGGCUGUCUGCAUCAACCUGCCGGAGGCUCGCAUUCAGGUGUGGUUCAAGAACAGGAGGGCAAAGCACCGUAAAGGUCAGAGGUGCUCCCCGCUCUCCAGAGACCACAGUGUGGAGGAGGCGCCACACCGUAGCACGGGGGGACAGGAGGAAGAGAGGACCAGAGACAAACAGGACAUUUCCACAUCACACACUGACAGACACAAUCAUCCUCUUCAUCGCUGUCCUUCUCCUCCUCAUGUGGAUAAAAGCAGGGAUAUUUGUCCGCCUCGCACACAUUCAGACUCUGAUGUUUCACGGUGCUCCCUCCGCCUUCACUCCCCUCCACUCUUCCCCUUCAGGGAGUGCUACAGCCAGCCUCCUCACCAGCCCCUUGUAGGAGUGCUGUCCACGGAGCUGGCCCUCCCCCCAGUGUUCUGGCCCAUCUUACAGCACGGCUCUGCCCUCGGGGUCCAUUCGCCCUCUGUUACUAAAAACUGUAGCCUCUCCCUUCAGACUGUGUGCUCUACUAAAGCUCCUCACCCUCACCUGGGGCUGUAAAUGUAGACCUGUUCACCUCCAGCCCGACAUCUCUGCUCCUGCGUGGGGAGAGACACGGUGGAGAAGCACUUACUGCCUUUUAUUGUAAACCUGGCAGAAUAUCAAUUUUAAUUUAGAGUGUUAUUUUAUCUGUUUAAGGGGAAUACAUCUAUACAGUCACAUAUUUCCAAGUCUUAUUUAAGUCUGUUUUUAUUAAAAUCAACAGGUUGGUUGCAACUGAUGCAAAUUUGCAUCAACAAGACUGUUCUUUAAUCAUCACAAGCAGCAUGAACAUCCCAUUUAAAGAUACCAUUGCCACCUUCAGUAUUAUUUAGCUGGUUACACCGGCAGUUAUAAUCCUUUUUAAAGCAUUUCAGAAAAAGUUCCCCAUUGUAAUUAGGCACAGAAACAUACA